GGCUUCCGCUUCCGGUUCUGACGGACGCUUCGGCCGUAACGAUGAUCGGGGACAUCCUGCUGUUCGGGACGCUGCUGAUGAACGCCGGGGCGGUGCUCAACUUUAAGCUGAAAAAGAAGGACACACAAGGCUUUGGGGAGGAGUCGAGGGAACCCAGCACAGGUGACAACAUCCGGGAGUUCCUACUGAGCCUCAGAUACUUCCGCAUCUUCAUUGCGCUGUGGAAUGUCUUCAUGAUGUUCUGCAUGAUCGUGCUGUUUGGCUCCUGAGCCCCAGAUAUACGCCUUCCCGGGAACCAGGAACCAGGAACCAGGAACCACCUUCCCAGAUGCCGGGUCUCCCUUCCUCCGUUCCUGAUGACUUCAAGAAUGGUUUUGACUGGAAAACCAGCGAUCUUCCCAGAAAGCCCAAGUUCGUGGUGGGUGGAAAAAAAUGUUCGCCAAGCUGCACACGGUUUCCCAGCCACGUCAUUGUUUUCUUUUCAAAGAUCUUUUCACUUUGGUCUCUCCUCUGAAAUGCUGACUACUUAAGGAGUUUGAGGAGGGCUUAUGGAAGGGGAAUGUGAUAACAUUGCAUUCCCUACGGAUAAAAGAACAUGUCUAGAUUGUUUUUUUAGAUUGGAAUUCCUCUUCUUCCAAGCUUCCGCUAGAAACCCACUUCUGGAUAUUUCUCCGUUUAUUUUUAACCACCAUCCUUUUUGGUUCCAAUUACCCAAGUUCUGAAAAAAUCAUUUUUAUCCAGGGAUCUGAAACAGAAAGGUUGGCUUUUGAGUUUGGUGGAACCUCUUUACUGGACUGUAUUUACGAAUAACAAGCAAGUUCAUUGUUGCUGGGCCUGUGUCCAAAUUCCUUUCCUGUCUCGAUGGGCUCUGCUUGGCCGCUCAGUGCAGCUGAGGUCAUCCCCAGGACUUUAAGGGUGAAGUAUUACCGAUUUCCAUGGAAGAGAGGUACAGAGCAGGCAGAUGUGGGUGUUAGGAGAAACUUCGCCUUGCCUCGAAGCCCUCUGUUAAAGUCACUUUGGGGCCAUUAAUUGUAUCAUUUUCAGAACGAGGGUGCCGUCCAUGGGGGGUAUCAGGACCCAGUUCUCCAAGUUUGGAAUUCCGGGUCUGAUUUUCAAGUGAGUGAUUUCAAGGUUGAAAAGCAAGGAGCCUCACUCGAGGAAAUCUAGCAUUUUGCACAGAAUCUUCAUUGAAAGGGAGGCCUUUUAUUGCCAAGACGAAAUGCCGGUGGUCAGCACCCAGAUCCUGCCGGUGUUUGAUUUGUUCCUUGUGGUUUUUGAAAUCCUGAUUUGUAGGUAAACCUGACAGGAGGAAGAAGUAACCAAGUAAACCUGUAGACUUGCAGAACCGAGUCGCAUUGAAAAUAAAGCUCAUUUCUAAAAAGGA
Messenger RNA from Prionailurus viverrinus (fishing cat), 1384 nucleotides. It is a transcript of the gene SMIM7, whose product is annotated as small integral membrane protein 7. Lineage: Eukaryota; Metazoa; Chordata; Mammalia; Carnivora; Felidae. The record is from RefSeq and is a predicted model, not a curated record. The transcript has 5 exons. Bases 42 to 269 code for a protein of 75 amino acids.